Molecule: messenger RNA, 981 nt
Organism: Saccharomyces mikatae IFO 1815
Lineage: Eukaryota; Fungi; Ascomycota; Saccharomycetes; Saccharomycetales; Saccharomycetaceae
Gene: RPA43
Product: DNA-directed RNA polymerase I subunit RPA43
Exons: 1
Coding region: 1-981 (326 amino acids)
Biological process (GO): DNA-templated transcription; DNA-templated transcription initiation
Cellular component (GO): RNA polymerase I complex
Source: RefSeq, a predicted model, not a curated record
AUGUCACAGGUAAAAAGAGCCAAUGAGAAUUGCGAGGCCUCAAGGUUCAUCAAGAAACACAAAAAACAGGUUACAAACCCCAUUGAUGAUAAAAAUGGGACUUCUAAUUGUAUAGUGCGUGUUCCCAUCGCUCUCUACGUUUCUCUGGCACCAAUGUAUCUAGAAAACCCUUUGCAAGGUAUCAUGAAGCAGCAUUUAAACCCAUUAGUAAUGAAAUAUAACAACAAAGUUGGAGGUGUUGUGCUAGGUUACGAAGGCUUAAAGAUUCUUAAUGCCGAUCCUUUGAGCAAAGAAGAUACAUCAGAAAAACUGAUAAAAGUUACACCAGACACCCCGUUCAGUUUCACUUGGUGUCAUGUAAAUCUAUAUGUUUGGCAACCACAAGUUGGGGACGUCCUGGAAGGUUACAUUUUCAUUCAAUCAGCUUCACAUAUUGGUCUUUUGAUUCAUGAUGCAUUUAAUGCUAGUAUCAAGAAAAACAAUAUUCCUAUGGAUUGGACCUUUGUCCACAACGAUGUGGAAGAAGAUGCAGACGUGGUAAACGUAGAUGAAAAUAAUGGUAACAAUAAUAGCGAAGAUAACAAGGAUAACAAUGGUAGAAACAACAGUCUGGGCAAAUUUUCUUUUGGCAACAGGUCUUUAGGUCACUGGGUAGAUUCUAAUGGUGAACCUAUCGACGGAAAAUUAAGGUUCACAGUGAGAAAUGUCUACACUACGGGAAGAGUUGUAUCUGUGGAUGGUACUUUAAUAAGCGAUGCUGAUGAAGAAGGUAAUAGUCAUAACGGCACCCGUUCCCAAGCUGAGAGUCUCCCUAUAGUGUCAAACAAAAAGAUUGUAUUUGAUGAUGAAGUUUCUACCGAAAACAAGGAGAGCCAUAAGGAGCUAGAUUUACCAGAAGUGAAAGAAGACAACGGUUCUGAAAUUGUAUAUGAGGAAAAUACCAGCGAAAGCGAUGAAGAUGAAUCAAGUGAUAGUGAUUAG